AGGAUAACAAACAAAAAUACGUUGACAUUCGCAACGCUCGUGAGAUUAUCUGGUUGUUAAUUGAUCACCGAAGGUUGAACAAAGACAGAUGAUACUCGCGAGCAUUACGAAUGGCAAGUAGAACGCAUUAAAAAUGAACAAAUCUACGAAUAAUAUUGAAGAGGGGCGUAUUUCUCAAUCUUCAUUGGUCGAGUCUGCUCAACACGCGACCAACUUCAGAGAGCAAUGGGCAUAAUAUACAAAUACAGUUAGCGAUUAGAGGAAGUGGUGUGUUUUGUAUGUGUGCAUAUAUGUAUUAUAUACAGAGGAGACGGAUUUUGCAACUGUACGUAACUGCGGUAAAUCCAGAAUGUAUCGUCUCGUUUUUUAAUGUCGUUCGAUGCGCGAUAACUUACGAUUAUGUGGGUUUUUUUAUGCUAACGAGAAGGAAUUUCGAUUGAACGAUCCUCGAUUGCUAGUGAUUCGAUCAGCGCACACGCACCGUUGCAAGGAAGGACAGGACAGUCUUGGAGAUCGUGAAUGCAGUUCUGGCACACUCUAUCCCACGCAUAUGACGAAUGUUAACAAUUUUAACGUUUUAAUCGCGCAUCGGCAACGAGAACUGGCCAGAUGAAGAUAAUGUCAGAUGAUGAUGCUGCUUUGGAUUCAAUGGAUACCGAGGAAGAGAUAUUUACUUCUCGCAACCGCAGCUUGGAGUCAAAUGUUAGACGACCUAAGAGCCUACGCAAGCUGAGGUCGCAUUCUGGCUCUAAUUCACAUAUAAUUAAUAACAAUUUAAGUGUACGACGUAGUACACGUAAUAGAAUGCAGACUUAUGACAACCUUAAUACUAGCUGGAUUUUAGGAACGCAAACUUUAAAAGGAUAUCCUAUGUUUCAACAACAUGCUUCUUCCUCGGAUAAAGAGAUGGUAGAUGAUGUACCUGGUAGAAAGCGUGAUCUUCGAGAUCGUAUGCCCUUAAGAUCUCGCGAAAAUCAUCCACCUAAUAAAAAUCCGACAAGACAUCUUAGGGAUAGAACGGAACAUGAUCGGCAAAAUAAUAGGGAACUUAGAGGUAGAUCUGAUCGUGAUCUUAAAGAAAGGCCAGAACCAGAAAAAGAUAUUAGUGAACAAACCAGACCAGCAAACGAAGAAAAAGAUACUAGGAGAAAGUCUGAUAGCCCAAGCAGAUUUAGAGAAGGUCCUGUAACCAGAUUGUGUGGAAGUGUAGUUGAGAAAAAUGAAAAGCCCAAAGUAGAGCAAGAUGAGGCGGAUGAUGAUAGUUUGCGAGAAAGUGAAAAGCCAGAUAAUAAUGAUAAUUCUGAAAAUGAAGAUGGAUAUGAGGAUAUGUAUACCCGAAUUAAGAGAACAAGACGCACAGCUCAACGGCAACUGCCUAGAGUAGUGGACAGUGAUCUAUCCGAAUCCUCGGAUUCUCCCGGGCCUAGGAAGUACAGUUUACGUCAAAAAAAACCUACUGUAGAUAGGUUUCAAGCUAAUGUAGAGCCAGUUAGACGAUCUAUUAGAGCUCUAAGAAGCGUUCUCAGCAAUUCAAUGAGAAGAAGAAAGCAUAGAAGUAAAAGCACGAGUUCUAGUGACUCCAGUGACUCUGAGCCUCAACGUUACGACAAGAAGAAGGGCAAAAAAGCGAGACAAUCGGCGAUACCGCAAGGCGGUCCACCAGAUCGAAAAGCUGAUAUAAAUCCUAUUACUUUAGACACUAAUAUUAGAUUUAGCGAUGUUGGUGGUUUGGCAUCUCACAUUCACUGCCUUAAAGAAAUGGUCGUUUUUCCUAUGUUGUAUCCGGAUGUUUUUGAGAGAUAUAACACUACUGCACCAAAGGGUGUCUUGUUUCAUGGUCCACCAGGAACUGGUAAGACGUUGAUAGCCAGAGCAUUAGCCAAUGAAUGCAGUCAAGGUAACAAGAAAAUGGCUUUUUUUAUGAGGAAAGGAGCGGAUUGCCUGUCGAAGUGGGUUGGGGAAUCGGAACGACAAUUGAGAUUAUUAUUUGAACAAGCUCAACAGAUGAAACCGUCCAUAAUAUUUUUUGACGAAAUAGAUGGUUUGGCACCUGUCAGAAGUACCAAGCAAGAUCAGAUUCAUGCCAGCAUUGUAUCCACACUCUUAGCACUCAUGGACGGUCUCAGUGACAGGGGAGAGGUUAUAGUCAUUGGUGCAACAAACAGAAUCGACGCAAUCGAUCCGGCUCUACGAAGACCUGGCCGUUUCGAUCGCGAACUUUUCUUUCCAUUACCUGCUAUGAAAGAGAGAUUAGAAAUUUUAAAGAUUCAUGUCAGUAAGUGGAAAAAUCCACCAUCUGAACAAUUGUUAGAAAUACUGGCGGAGAAAGCAACUGGAUAUUGCGGCUCGGACUUGAGAGCCUUGUGUACCGAAGCAGUGCUACAAGGAUUAAGGAGAACUUAUCCACAAAUUUAUAUGACAAAUGACAGACUGUUGCUAGAUCCAGAUAGAGUCGAAGUAAAAAAACGUGAUUUUAUGCAAGCAAGCUCUAUGCUCGUUCCGUCGUCGCAUAGAGUAGCUCCGUGUGCAGGAAGAAAAUUACAACUUUUUAUGGUGCCAUUGUUAGGACCUCCAUUGGAAGAAUUAAUUAAUUUGGUGAAAGGAAUAUUUCCUCAUGGUGUAAACCCUGCUAUGGCAAAAAUAAAGAAUGCUAAGGGUAUCUAUCGCCCAAGACUAUUAAUCUCGGGUGGCAGUCUAUCUGAAGGUCAGGGACCUCAUUUAGCUCAAGCAUUAUUAUAUUGUAUGGAACAUUUACCAGUCCAAAUUUUGGAUGUUAGCACAUUAUUUGCAGAAAGCGCUCGAUCCCCGGAAGAAACUUGUGUGCAGGUAAUUAAUGAAGCUGCUAGGAAUGUACCGUCCAUAAUUUAUAUUCGAUCAAUUGACAAAUGGUGGCCUCUUGUACCAGAGACAGUGAAAGCAGUUUUCCUAUGCCGUAUUGCAGCACUGGAUCCUUCAUUACCAAUUUUAAUUCUUGCGACAAGCGACGCGACGUAUCAAGAUCUCCCUAAUCAAUUGAAAAACUUGUUCAGCGAAUUACGUGGAGAAGUGUAUUCCAUGAAAACUCCUACCACCGAGCAAAGAAUGAAAUUUUUCCGACAUAUUUUUAUGGUUCAGAGUCUAAGAUCGCCGCAGAUUAAAAGUAACAAAGUAGAAGUUUUAGAAACACUGCCAUUAGCACCGGAUCCGUUGCCAAAGAAACUAACUGAAGCAGAGAAGCGGAUCAUGUACGAGAAAGAUGAAGUAUCUUUGAGAGAAUUACGGAUUUUCCUGAGAGAAAUCUGUGCUAAACUAGCGAGAAAUCGACAAUUUUUCAUGUUUACAAAGCCAGUGGAUACAGAGGAAGUGCCAGAUUACAACUUGAUAAUAAAACAACCUAUGGAUUUAGAAACGAUGAUGACUAAAAUCGAUAUGAAUUGUUAUCUAUGCGCUCGCGAAUUUCUCGACGAUAUUGAUCUCAUAUGCAGAAACGCUCUGGAAUACAAUCCGGACAGCUUACGUGAUAGGCCCUCCCUCGGAAUAUUAAAGAGGGAUCCUGCUGAUAAAUUGAUAAGACAUCGGGCGUGCUCCUUGCGGGAUAAUGCUUACGCUUUAAUAAAAGCCGAACUGGACUCCGAUUUCGAGGAUAAGUGUCGUGAAAUUUCUAAGAAUCGCCGAAUUUUAGAAAGCAAUUGUAAUAACGAGGAAGAAAGCAAAAAAUCAGAAUCUAUCUCCACAAAUGAACGGAUAGAAAAGAAGGAGUCCGUAAAUUCUAGUCAUUCCCUCAUCGUGAACGGAAAGAAAUUCGGUAGUUCGAGAAAACGUAAAAUACCUGCAUGGGCGAGAGGCUACGUGAAGAAAGUUCAUAAGAAGAAAAAGAUCGCUUUCGAUGAAAAUGUUACCGAGGUAGUCGCAAGUAAAUCGCUAAACAAUGAAACUACUACUAGUAUUGAUCUAGAAAAAUUCCAAGAAUUCGAAACCGAAGCGAAUAGCGUUUUAAACGGCCAUGUGGGAUUGUUCGAUAAUACCGAUUCGGAGAACGAUUCGCAAAAUGAAAAUUCAAAGGAAAGCCAAAACGGCACUGUUACAGAUCAACGAAUUGAUAAUCUCGACCAAAUGGAAUUAUGUUUCAUAGAAGAAGAUAAACAUAUUGGGAACGGACUUGCUCAAGGAAGUGGAAAAGUUUACGGAGUACAAGCGACAGUGUCAUUAGAAUACAUACGAUACAAAAUUUUUGAAGAAAAGAAAAUGUCUGUCGCGAAAGAUUUCUCGUGCAUCGGAGGGCUGGAGAAGCACAUUAGAAUCGUGAAGGAGAUGGUCCUGUUUCCGCUGAUGUACGGGGACGUGUAUGCUAAGUUUAAUCUCAGACCGCCUCGUGGCUUACUGUUCUACGGCCCUCCAGGAACGGGAAAGACCCUCGUAGCCAGCGCUCUAGCAACCGAGUGCAGCAAUUCCGAACGCAAGGUCUCCUUCAUUUCGCGCAAGGGUUCCGAUUGUCUCAGCAAAUGGGUCGGAGAAAGCGAGAAGAAGCUCGAGAAGAUCUUCUCGUUGGCACAACAGACGAAACCGUGCAUAAUUUUUUUUGACGAAGUCGACGGUCUCGCGCCUGUAAGGUCAAGUCGGCAAGAUUUUGUCCAUGCUAGCGUGGUCUCCACUCUCUUGGCUUUGAUGGAUGGCUUGGACAAUAAUUCCGAGAUCAUAGUGAUAGGGGCGACUAAUAGAAUUGACGCAAUAGAUCCCGCUCUGAGGAGACCUGGUAGAUUCGACAAAGAACUAUAUUUCCCCUUGCCUUGCUAUAGCGCCCGGAAAGAGAUACUUUCGGUACACAUUAAAAGUUGGAAACAGAAACCGGCACAGAAAUUUUUAGCGUACUUGGCGUCGAAAACAUUGGGAUUCUGCGGCAGCGAUCUGCAGGCACUUUGCGCUGAAGCAGUUAUGUGCUCGGUUCGCAGAAACUAUCCGCAAAUCUAUAAUUCUAAAUCUAAGUAUCACAUCAAUGAACGCCAUCUCAAAGUGGAAAAGGAAGACUUUCUGAAGGCGCGUCAGAAUAUCGUUCCCGCGUCCCAUCGCGUUAUCGUUGCGCCGAUCAAGAGUUUACCUUCCAAAAUCCAACCGUUAUUACAGGAGGAUCUGGCGGAAAUUCUGUCGCGUUUACAAACACUUUGUCCAACCGGCAUGCUAACUUCUGACAACAUAACAGGCAAAGCCACGUCCAAAUCGAGUGGCUGUCCGCGAAUCGUGCUAUGCGGUGACGAUGAUUCUCACACUCGUCACUUAGGACCGGCAUUGCUGCACACUCUGGAACAUCUACCUUGUCACAUUCUGGAUGUCACGACGCUGUUCGAGGAAACAGGCAAAGCAGCCGAGGAAGCUAUGAUACAAAAAAUCAAGACCGCACGUCACACUUUACCAGCGUUACUGUAUGUUCCUGAUGUCUUGACUUGGUGGGAUCUGGUGAAUGAGACGGCGAGAGUGGUUUUUACCUCCUUAAUGCGCGGUCUCGAUCGAUCGGUGCACAUGCUCGUGUUAAUGACUGUCCACUGUCGACACGCCGAUCUGCCAUCGGAGAUUGCAGAAUUGUAUGACGAUAAUCGCGGCGAGGUGUAUGAGGUGAGAUCGCCUUCACCACAAAAGCGGCGAUCUUUCUUCAAGCAAUUAUUCCUCAGUGGACCCGACAGUCUUUCCGACUGCUCCUCACAAGCGGAUCUGGUGCAAAUCCUGAGCCCGAAGAAGCUCAAGGGUGAAAAUAACAGAAAGCUGCGGAGCUACGUAUGUUCUAGCGAUUCUAACGGAUUAUUAGGAACGAAUAUCAAGAGAGAAUACAACGCAUCUGGUGAGGGUCCGCCGUCGAAACGGCAGAAACUUACGUCCGGUACGUCUUCAUCUCGAUCCAGCGCCGAAAAGCUUUUCAGUUCGCAAAUGGAGGAUUUGGUCGAAACAAUCGUUCGAUCGACCGAUGAGUGGCCGAGUCAUAUAUUGGAGAGUCUGUUCUCCUCUCUCGAACUCACAAUGGAGAACAAUGGAGACUUGCGUGCGAUGGUGAAUGAGUACGUUGUACGUUACGAGGAACUGAAACGAGCCAAAAUGCGUGCGAAACAAGAGGAAGAUUAAUCGUUAAUUUUGUGAAAACGUCCCUUCGCUUGUCAAUCGUCGCUGUGAUGUCCAAAUGCGAUGCAAAAUGCAUCGCGAUAGCCGGCAAUAAAUUCGUGAAUGUAUU
This is a messenger RNA of Formica exsecta, 6193 nucleotides long. Its product is annotated as ATPase family AAA domain-containing protein 2-like. Gene Ontology annotation, biological process: positive regulation of transcription by RNA polymerase II. Gene Ontology annotation, cellular component: nucleus. Gene Ontology annotation, molecular function: ATP hydrolysis activity; histone binding; chromatin binding. The record is from RefSeq and is a predicted model, not a curated record. Lineage: Eukaryota; Metazoa; Arthropoda; Insecta; Hymenoptera; Formicidae.